AUGCAUCCCACGAACACCCGGUCCGUCGGCCUACUCACAGCCGCUACCCAGCAGCAUGAAUAUUCUAUACGGAACCCGACAUCGCCGCUGGGGACCGGAAGCGGUACGGUGGAUAACGCCCUUGAUAUCAGCAUAAUCGUGUUCAUGUCCAUCGCUCUAUAUAAUGCCCUCGAACUGGCGAUUCUUAUCCCACUGUCUUUCCGCCGAUACAGCAGCCUCUACUUCUGGUCUCUGUUGACAUCAGCUAUCCUCGGCGUGAUUCCCUCCGCCAUUUCAGGGGUCUUGCAGUAUUUCAAUCUGCAGCCAUUGUGGCUUACCCUGGUCAUGCAGAAUGCUGCAUGGAUCUUGAUGGUGCCGAACCAAUCUGUGGUGCUCUACUCGCGACUACACCUGGUGUCGCAAAGUACAGCGAUAUUGGGCUUCGUGCGAGGGUUGAUCAUUCUGAGUUUAAUUGCUAUUGUUGUGCCAACCAUCGUGUUGAAUGUGGGGUGGUCCUAUAUGCCGCAGACCCCCGCCUGGGUGAAUGGGUACGCCGCUAUCGAACGUAUCCAAGUGACUUGGUUUACAGCACAAGAGUGCUUUAUUUCGGGAGUGUAUAUCUGGGAAACCAUCCGGAUGUUACGGAUCAUUCCUAGUGGCGACAAGCGACGACACAAGAUAUUGUAUGAGCUGCUGGCCGUCAACAUAGUGGUCAUUAUCAUGGACCUAGCGCUGACAAUUCUCCAAUAUCUGAACUACUAUUUCUCACAGGUGAUUUUGAAAGCGACGGUCUAUAGUGUCAAGUUGAAGUUGGAGUUUGCAGUGCUGGGUAUGCUGGUUUCGUUCGUGCAUUCGCGGGGCUCAGAGGUGUCGUUCUGGGGGGUCGACCAUUCAAUGUCGAAUAUUCCUAGCACUAGCACAAGGUUUGUUGAGGAAGGAUGUAUGCGACAAGAAGGAAGUAAUAGUUGCCCAGGGAAGCCAGGGCCACAUUGA
Molecule: messenger RNA, 972 nt
Organism: Penicillium argentinense
Lineage: Eukaryota; Fungi; Ascomycota; Eurotiomycetes; Eurotiales; Aspergillaceae
Exons: 1
Coding region: 1-972 (323 amino acids)
Source: RefSeq, a predicted model, not a curated record